AUGGUAAAAUAUUUCAGCGGCGCUGAUUUACUCAAGACCACCUGGGACCAAGUCUGCAUUGCCUUCUGGCAACGAUAUCCCAAUCCUUACAGUAACCAUGUUUUGACUGAGGACAUAAUUUUCCGGGAGGUCACUCCGACCAACUGCCUGAUUUCAAGGCGUCUUUUGACCAAAUUCAGCCGAGCGCCUGCCUGGAUGGAGCGCUACCUGCCAAAGCACAUGUCCAGCUCGGCGUACAUCAUUGAAGACUCCAUUGUGGACCCCCAAAAAAGGACCAUGACCACUAUGACCUGGAACAUCACUCACGCACGACUAAUGUACAGAACCAACCCCGACAACAGCAACUGGACAGAGUUAAAAAGAGAAGCUUGGAUCUCCUCACGUGUCUUUGGUCUCUCCAGAGCUAUUCAGGAAUUUGGACUAGCAAGGUUCAAGACCAGGGUCACAAAAACCAUGAAGGGAUUUGAAUAUGUGUUGGCCAAAAUGCAAGGUGAAACGCCUACAAAAACCUUGGCAGAAACGGCGACAGAGCGGGCGAGAGAGACAGCACUGGCAGCUAAAGAGAAGGCCAAAGACUUGGCAUCGCAAGCUCAGAAGAAACAGUACGUGUGA
Cynoglossus semilaevis (tongue sole) is the source of this 612-nucleotide messenger RNA. It is a transcript of the gene prelid1a, whose product is annotated as PRELI domain containing 1a. The coding region runs from base 1 to 612 and encodes 203 amino acids. NCBI's taxonomy places the organism in Eukaryota, Metazoa, Chordata, Actinopteri, Pleuronectiformes, Cynoglossidae. The record is from RefSeq and is a predicted model, not a curated record. Gene Ontology annotation, cellular component: mitochondrial intermembrane space. The transcript is spliced from 5 exons.